AUGCCACGAAAAGGCCCAACAAAAUACGAUCCAGAGGAAGGCACGAUGAAGCGCGUUCCGAGCAAUGACGAUGUUUCCGAACCCGACCAGAUGCCAGCGACACCUCCAUCGACAUCUUUCCGAGCUCAAUUGACCAAGUACAAGUAUACGCAGACCGCGGAUACCGCAAAUCAUCAACUAGCACCGGCAUCGCCCAUGCCAGUGACAAAGCGCACAAGGGCGACCGUGACAGCAGCGGUCGGAGGUGUUAGCGAACCUUCUCCACCGCCGAAGAAGAAGCGGAAGCCUAGCAAAUAUGCCGGCCCAGCGAAAUAUGCCCAUCUUUCGCCGCUUGUCGACAUACUCGAACCCAAUUUGAUAUGUGUCUUUGUCGGUACAAAUCCAGGCGUCCAGACCGCCAUCGCGGGACACGCUUACGCGCACCCAUCGAACCACUUUUGGAAGCUGCUUCACUCAUCAGGGUUGACAAAUCGCCGGCUAAAACCAGAGGAGGACCGAAGUCUCCCAGCCCAAUUCUGUAUGGGCAACACAAACAUUGUCGAUCGGCCCUCCAAAGAUGCUGCUGAGCUGUCGAAAGAGGAAACAGCGGCAGGUACGGCAAGCCUAGAAGCCAAAUUUCGCAAAUUCAAACCAGAAGCUGUGUGUAUAGUAGGCAAGGGUAUAUGGGAAGCCAUAUGGUGUUACCGUCACGGCAAGAACCCCAGCAAGAAAGAUUUCAAGUAUGGAUGGCAGGACGAGAAGCAUAAUAUGGGCAAGACUCCGGAUGACGCCGGAGAGGAGCUAGAUGGAAACGGCAACGUCUGGAAGGGGUCCAGGGUGUUCGUAACUACAAGUACGAGCGGUCUAGCCGCAAGUCUGAAGCCAGCGGAAAAGGAGGCAAUCUGGAAGCCUUUUGGCGAGUGGGUGCAGAAGAGAAGGGCUGAACGAGGCUUUAUACCUCGGCCAGAAGAGGCGCAGGAAGUUAUCGACAAGACAGGGGAAACGUAAGCGCGAGUAAGUCGCCGUUUCGCGACCGGGUUAUAACAAAACAAUGAAUAGAUAGACAGCGAAUGAAGUAGCCUUGC
This is a messenger RNA of Pyrenophora tritici-repentis Pt-1C-BFP, 1064 nucleotides long. Its product is annotated as Mug, G:T-U mismatch-specific DNA glycosylase. Gene Ontology annotation, biological process: base-excision repair, AP site formation. Gene Ontology annotation, molecular function: pyrimidine-specific mismatch base pair DNA N-glycosylase activity; uracil DNA N-glycosylase activity. Lineage: Eukaryota; Fungi; Ascomycota; Dothideomycetes; Pleosporales; Pleosporaceae. The record is from RefSeq and is a predicted model, not a curated record.